Messenger RNA from Penicillium robsamsonii, 792 nucleotides. Its product is annotated as peroxin-1 Pex1-Penicillium chrysogenum. Gene Ontology annotation, biological process: protein import into peroxisome matrix. NCBI's taxonomy places the organism in Eukaryota, Fungi, Ascomycota, Eurotiomycetes, Eurotiales, Aspergillaceae. The transcript has 3 exons. Bases 1 to 792 code for a protein of 263 amino acids. Gene Ontology annotation, cellular component: cytosol; peroxisomal membrane. Gene Ontology annotation, molecular function: ATP binding; ATP hydrolysis activity. The record is from RefSeq and is a predicted model, not a curated record.
AUGAGGGCCACAAGCUCCUCAACACAAGACUCGUGGCUGGACCCUUCAAACCCGGGGAGCCGACCGAGCUCUUCUGGGGGUGAUGGCUUUGUUAUUGGGAAGGAUGUCGAGUAUCUAGAGCUGGCUGGCAAGUCCGAUGGCUAUAUGCCUGGUGAUCUUGUGCUACUUGUUGCUCGUGCGCGCAAUGAGGCUCUCAUUCGCUUGGUCUGCCGAUCUGACAGCCACAUCAAAGAUGAUCACUCUCGGCUAGAGGCAACUUUGAAAGUGCUUUUGAAGCGACUUUACUCCGGGCAUCUCUUCGAAACGUCGUUUGGAAACUCGCAAAAUGCUGUUGGAAACUUUGCAGUAUCCUACAAAAUAUGCCCCGAUCUUUGCACAGUGCCCAUUGCGACUGCGGUCUGGUUUGCUUCCAUGGAUUCCCUGGAUGUGGUAAGACAAUGCUGGCCAGCGCAGUGGCUGGCGAGUGUGGAUUGGAAUUUCAUCAGUGUCAAGGGUCCCGAGAUUUCAAACAAAUAUAUCGGAGCCAGUGAAAAGAGUCCGCUCGCCCUUGCGUCCUCUUCUUCUGAUGAGUUCGACAGUAUCGCACCGAAGCGUGGUCACGACUCCACUGGAGUUACGGACCGUGUUGUCAACCAGCUUCUGACACAAAUGGACGGCGCAGAAGGCCUCUCCGGCGUCUAUGUGCUGGCAGCAACGUCACGGCCAGACCUGAUCGAUCCUGCCCUCCUUCGUCCUGGCCGUCUCGACAAGUCCCGCUUUGUGGCAUGCCAACCCACGAGAGGACCGUGUUGA